Paralichthys olivaceus (Japanese flounder) is the source of this 2958-nucleotide messenger RNA. RefSeq names its product PMS1 homolog 1, mismatch repair system component (gene pms1). Gene Ontology annotation, cellular component: MutLalpha complex. The record is from RefSeq and is a predicted model, not a curated record. Gene Ontology annotation, molecular function: ATP-dependent DNA damage sensor activity; mismatched DNA binding; ATP binding. Lineage: Eukaryota; Metazoa; Chordata; Actinopteri; Pleuronectiformes; Paralichthyidae. Gene Ontology annotation, biological process: mismatch repair.
GCGGGUUAAAGAGGGGGCGGGAAACAGGUCACUUCCGGUUUGUGUCUGCGCGUUGUUAAUGGAAGGUUCGGUGGCAGCGCAGAUCUACAGAGCUCCUUCACAUACAUGAAAUCAUGCACCAGUUGCCACGAGAUACUGUGCGGCUGCUGUCGAGCUCCCAGGUCAUCACUUCAGUGUUGAGCGUUUUGAAAGAACUGUUGGAAAAUUCCCUGGAUGCCGGAUCUUCAAGCAUUGACGUUAAACUGGAGAAUUAUGGUUUGGACCGGAUAGAAGUACGUGACAAUGGCCAUGGAAUCAAAGCUGCAGAUACUCCUGUGAUGGCUGUGAGACAUUAUACCUCAAAGAUCUGUAGCCAUGACGACCUGGAGCGUCUGGAAACGUACGGCUUCAGGGGAGAAGCACUGGGUUCCAUUUGUGCAGUGGCAGAGGUAGCUGUCACCACGAAGACGGUGGAGGAUGACAUCAGCAUCCAAUACAUGCUUAACCUCACAGGGGAGAUUGUCUCUCAGAAGCCGUCUCACUUGGGUCAAGGUACAACAGUGAGUGUGCUGAAGCUUUUCAAGAAUCUUCCAGUCAGGAGGCAGUACUAUUCUUCGAGCAAGAAGUGCAAAGAGGAGCUGAAGAAAGUACAAGACCUGCUGAUGGCAUAUGCUAUAAUCAAACCUGACCUGAGGAUCACGCUUGUUCACAAUAAGGUGGUGGUUUGGCAGAAGACCAAGGUGGCCGAUCACAGAAGUGCCCUCCUUGCUACGCUGGGGCCCAGCGCUGUUGCCAACCUGCUCCCAUGCCACUAUCACCAAGAGCAACCAGAGAUCUCUUUAGAGGGUUUUUUCCCAAAGCCUGGAGCAGAUUUUUCCUCUACAAGCUCAUCUAGCCCAGACAAAACGUUUCUAUUUGUCAACAACAGACCUGUCCAUCAUAAGGAUGUAUUGAAGUUGUUGCGCCAACACUACGCGGCUCAGUAUCCAGGGGAUCCAGCCCAAAAUCGAUAUCCCACCCUUUUGCUUAAAAUGACCGUUUCACCCUCUUCGGUUGAUGUCAACCUGACACCGGACAAGACCCAGGUUCUACUUCUAAACAAGGAGGCUGUGCUGACUGCUAUAGAGGCAAUGCUGGUUUCUCUCUAUGGCUAUCAGCCUGGUUGUGAGCCCUCAGCUGAGAAACAGCUCGGCCAUGAGAUGUCUCCUCUGCCAUUGAGUCCUUCGCAGACUGAUGCUUCACGACUUGUCACUGGGCAAAGUAAAGAAAUGGAUGUCAGUGUCACCAACCACAAUGGCGAUGACAUCACUUUGUCUACGGCUAAGGGCACGGGUGCGUCACUGCAGCCCCAGACCUCGAACAGCAGUUCUUCAUCUUCGGUAGCAGAGGACUGGAUUGUCCCCCAGAUCUCAGCCAGGCGUGAGUCUAACGUUUCUCUUUAUGAUGAUGAAAUGGCUCAGAGCUGCAUUCAGACAACAGAAACAGGUUCAGCAAACGAAUCCUUGGAAAGACUUGAGGACAAUAUGGUGACAGAAAAAAACAAACACCAGAUAUCAGCUGAGGACUGGAGCCGCGGGACGGCUCUGACUGACCCCUUAACACGAGAACCCCUGCAGCCCGUUAAAAUCCAUCAGCCCCCGAAGCACAAUCAUUCUGACUCAGAUGAGUUAAAGAGUCAAAGCAGCUCAAACAAAAAGAUGUUCAGUAGCAUAAUAGAGAAGCGGGAUGCACUGACAGCCUACGACCUGAUCAGCAACCGUGCCAUCAGGGCUCCGCUGUCUUCUGCCACCUCACUGGAGAAGGAAGUCAGAGCUGAGGUGCUGAGCGAGGAACCCACAGCUGGCCUGCAGGAUAUCAAUGUCACUGCUCAAGAGAGGUGGAAAAAUCUGAGGGAGGACGACCAUAAGAAGUCUGAGGAGAAGGCAAAGCAACACCAUGACCAAAGGACCAAAUUGGCCCCUGCUGAGGGCCCCAGAGAUCCGAGUGUGAGCACCCCAAAGAGCCACGUGCGCGGCCAGAAACGCAAGGCCCCGCUGUCCAAUCAGCAGCUGCUGGACGAGCUCUUCUCUGCACAGCCCCAAAAGAAGAUGAAGAACUCUGCACCUAAGCCCUCACAGCCCCUCCCCUGCAGCGUGGCUGCCCUUCGGCUGCAGCUUCAGCGCCUCUCAUCCCAGUGCAGCGCAGCACCGCGGGGCCUCCGUCUUGUAAACCGACUGGCCUCUCAGAGCGCCUGGGUCAUUUUAUGUGGUCAGAGGCUCAUGUUGUUAAACCCAUUUCGAGUGGAGGAAGCCUUGCUGUUUAAGAGACUUCUAGAGAAUAAUAUACUUCCAGCUGAGAGUCUGCAGAACCCUAUACAGUUAACAGAUGGAAAUUUAGGGGGAGCUGAAUAUACAGAUGCUUUGUGCAACAUGGAGAAACAAAGCCCUGAGCUGGACGGACGCACCCUCUUCUCUGAUCCCAGGCUUGUAGCUAAUGGGUUUAAAAUCAAACUCACCCCAGGCCUCACAUCAACUGAUAGACAUCUGGAAGUGACAGCAAUGGCAGACUGUGUGCCUUUCCUCGGUGUGGAGGACCUCAGGGAGAUCCUGACUGCAGUUCUUCACAGGAAGGCCGGGACCGUGCAGGAGUGCCGGCCACUUAAAGUAACAAACUACCUUCAAGGAGAAGCAGUACGACUUGCCCGUCAGGUGACUACAAAUUUAUCGAGGGAAGAUGUGGAGGAAAUCCUUGUGCGGAUGGAACAGCAGCUUGGUGAGAACAGUAGGUCCUGCAUCCAUGGUCGGCCAUUUCUCCAACACCUCUUAGAUGUCCCUGUCACAGAACAGGAGGCUGAGGCUCUGCUGAGGCCUUUAGAGCUGUAGGCACGUUAAUGAAAACUCACAGCAGUGCAAGAUGAAACAGCUGCCUGUUUGUUUCCAUUCUCAAAUGAUGUUUAACUUUGUUACAACAAGAAUAUAAAAAUAAACAUAUUUAUUCACA